ACAGCAAGCAAAUUUCACAAGUUUGGUGCUACAAAAGUUCAUAAAACUUUCAAAAUAUCCUAAAAGUGAGAUAAAUAAUGGAAGAUUAAAUAAUAAAUAACAAAAAUAAUAAAUAAAGUAAAUACUGGAAGAUAAACAUUAAAGAAAUCUUCAUAUUGAUCCAGCAAGAAAUAACAUAAAGUACACAGUGCAAAGAUUCGCAAUAUCAACAAAAUACAAAAAAAAAGUUGUAGGUGUAUAUAAUUUGACCUGCUCUUAUUUGUUCUGUCACACACGAGGGCUAAUAAAAAUAAUUGUUUAUAUAAUCAAAGCAAAUAGAGUAAAGUGUAUGUGUGUACACAACUGAUUUGAUUUCCAUUCUUGAAGAAAACUUGAGAAUUAGUUCCUGUUUAAUUUUUCAAAAAGUUCCGGAAGAAUUUUAAAUUUAUUUGUAAAGCUGAAAAAAUAAAUAGAUUUCACGCAACCUAACAGCUGUUGGAAAGUCUACGCAUCAUCAACAUACGAGACUGCCAUCACCACCCAAAAAAAAAAUUGUUAUCUUGACAAGCUUCGUCAGUUACAGCAGCUAGCUACUUCACAAACAACAAGCCAACAAGAAAUAACUGGAACAUUCACAAAACCUUUGAAUAGACUGAAAUUCGCCAAAUCUUAUCAGUAGUAUCAAAGGAGGCCUAAAACUCGUUAUCUGAUAAGACAAUUGUUUUCUUUUAUUUCGCCAGUCGUUUAGUGUUUCCGUUAUUUGUCAUUGCCGAACGCACGAGGAGUACGAAGAAGUACACGAGUUUUGGAAAAAUAUCACAUCGGAGAUAAGAUAAGAUUAGUGCUGCGCUCAUACGUUGUUACAUUAUACUCAAUAGUGUGCUGAAUCAGUUGACAUUCGUCAUUUUUGAAAACAAUUUCUCAAAGUGCAGAGCGAAUUUAAUACUUUUAUUGCGCAGUAAUUGCGGUGCAAAACAAAAAUAUUUACAAAAGCCAAAAUUAAAAAUAUCAGAGAGUGCGUAAAUGUGCGAUUUUAAUUCACUACAAAAUAUUUUUAUUAGAAAUUUAAUCAUCGUUAAAAAAUAGUGCCAUUCAUUUUUUGAGAAAAAAAUAAAAUUAAAAGUGCUAGAAUAAUAAAAAAAAAAAUCGUCAAAAUGAAUUUCAUCACAACAAAAUUCGUGUCGCUGCUACUCGGUGUGUCACUCGUUGCAGCCAAUUCCGCACCCAGCUCCGACAUAAAUCAACACACAGAUUUCUACCAAAAUCAAAUUUCCUCGGCAUAUCCGGUUCCGGUGUCAGGAUCAGGUGCAGUCGAUCAACAGGGACCAACGGAUCGCAGUUAUGCGCCGAUGGAUGUGUGGGUUUUUGCCACAAUCAACAUCUCCUACUACAGCGACGAGUCCGACGAGUUUGUAAAUCGCUCGGAAAAAGCCAAAUAUGGCGAGGGAAAAAUCCUGAAUGUCGAGGGAAAACUCGUGCAUAUCACGUCGCCGCGCGAUUUGACCGAUCACACGGGAUGCGACGAAGAUAUGCUCGGAACAAAGGGAAAACCGAUUCCAAAUGAGCCCUGGAUUGCCCUCAUUAAACGUGGAAAGUGCAAUUUCGAGGAAAAAGUUAAUCAUGCAUACAAACAUAAUGCAUCCGGUGUGAUUGUCUACAACGACAGAGACUCCAUCAACUUGGAUAAAAUGAAAAUUCUCGGAAAAGACCGUCACAUCACAGCGGUGUUCACCUAUAAAUGGGUAGGAGAAGAUUUCGCAAAAUUAGUUGAGGAAGACAAAGAUGUCACAGUGUCUAUCAAUGAAGGAAUGCGUGGCGGACGCAUGAUUGGCAACAUUAAUCGAACAUCCGUGCUCUUCGUAUCAAUAUCAUUUAUCGUCUUAAUGAUAAUUUCCUUGAUAUGGUUGGUGUUCUACUAUGUACAGAGAUUCAGAUAUCUCCAAACCAAAGAUAAGCAAUCGCGACGAUUGUGUAGUGUAGCCAAACGCAUCAUAUCAAAAAUUCCUUUGAAAAAUAUCAAAUCUGAUGAUAAGGAAAUCGACAGUGAUUGUUGUGCCAUCUGUAUUGAACCAUACAAGGUCGCUGAUCAAGUUCGAGUUCUUCCAUGCAAACACGAAUAUCACAAAGUGUGCAUCGACCCGUGGUUAUUGGAGCACCGUACAUGUCCCAUGUGCAAGCUCGACAUCUUGAAGCAUUAUGGUUUUGUUUUUACUGGAUCGCAAGAAAGUAUUCUGCAGUUGGAAGAUUAUGAAGAUGUUGAGAUCGAGAUAAAUAAUCCAUCUGCACGUCGGAACAGCGUUAGUCCAUUGCCACAAAUUCGUGGAGGAGGUAGUAGUAACCGGUUGUCACAUACAUCGACCGCCGACUCUGACUCUGAGCAUGAAGUCCCGAGUCCCACUGAAGAAACUCCCAGUUUAACCAAUUAUUCAUCACGAGUGUCAAAUAAAAACGAAAUUUGUGUGAGCUGCUUAGCAGCUGCACUCAAGAAAAGCCGUAAGUCUGUUGAUUCUGCCUUAUUGGAUGAAACGGAUGAUGUUGAUGCUUCCCCAAUCAACACAUUCCGUCACAGCUCAAUUAGUCUCCCAACAACGUUGAAAAAAUACAAGGGACACCAUUCCACAGAGGCAUGCAAGCACCUGUAUGCCAGCAGUUCCCGAACGUCCAACAAGGACCACCAAAAGAACGCCGAAAGCAACCCGUACGACGACACCGCAUCGUCCGCCAGUCAAAAUAAAUACAAUAAAAGCCGCUCGAAUAAAGACAGAAAUGCAUCAAAAGCAAAUGUUUCUUCCUUUUCUGCCUCAGUAUCAUGUGAUAAAAUAUUGAAUACGACAAAUAGUAACAAUAACGCGUUAACAGACUUUGAUGACUCGGACGACAAUGUGCUGUUAGAUAGUGUCAUUGUUGCUAGUAUUGUUGGCAGUUUAGAGCAAAAAAUUAACGAAUGAUUUUAGGUUGUGCUGCAUUAAAAUAAAUUUAAAAAAUGUGUUGAAACAACACUCGAAAAAAAACAGUGUGAUCAAAAUGUUUCUUUGUACUUAAUAUUAGCGAGACAAAAAAAAAUAUUUAUUAUUAAAAAAAAUGAUCUUCAUGACCUAAAAAAUAUAGUUUUUAAAACUAAAUAGCUACUCACUAUACUUAAAAAAUAAAACAUUGAAUAAACAAUGUACUUAAAGAAAAAACUUUAAUGAAUUAUUUACGAAAAAUCUAAAAAAAAUCUAUAGAACAGAAGUUAGGAACAACUUUAUUAAACUAAAAUCUCAAAAUAUGUAAUUUUU
Messenger RNA from Culicoides brevitarsis, 3257 nucleotides. RefSeq names its product E3 ubiquitin-protein ligase goliath (gene gol). The transcript is spliced from 10 exons. The record is from RefSeq and is a predicted model, not a curated record. The coding region runs from base 1134 to 2927 and encodes 597 amino acids. NCBI's taxonomy places the organism in Eukaryota, Metazoa, Arthropoda, Insecta, Diptera, Ceratopogonidae.